AUGGGCUUUGGUUGUUUCGUAGGCAUUACUGGGCAGGACGGGUCGUAUCUGACUGAGUUUCUGCUGGACAAGGGGUACGAGGUGCACGGCAUCAUCCGUCGUUCUUCGAGCUUUAACACUGGGCGGCUGCACCACCUAUACGAAGACCAGCAUGAACGUCCGAUAAAGUUCAAGCUCCAUUAUGGUGACCUAAGCGAUAGCACCAACCUCGUGUACAUCAUCGCCCAGGUCCAGCCUACGGAGAUCUACAAUCUCGGUGCGCAAUCACACGUUAAAGUCUCUUUCGAGAUGGCAGAAUACACAGGGGACGUCGACGGGCUAGGCACCCUCCGCCUCCUCGACGCUAUCCGUACAUGCGGGUUGGAGAAACAUGUUCGGUUUUAUCAAGCUUCGACGUCAGAGCUGUACGGCAAGGUCGUGGAGACGCCUCAGAGCGAAACGACGCCUUUCUACCCCCGCUCUCCAUAUGGCUGUGCGAAAUUGUACGCUUAUUGGAUUGUGGUGAAUUAUAGAGAGGCAUAUGGGAUGUAUGCGUGUAAUGGGAUUUUGUUCAAUCAUGAGAGUCCGAGGAGGGGACGGACGUUUGUGACGAGGAAGAUUACGAGGGCUGCUGCGGAUAUUUCGCUGGGGAAGCAGGCGUGUUUGUAUUUGGGGAACUUGGAUGCGCGUCGUGAUUGGGGCCAUGCUCGUGAUUAUGUAGAGGGGAUGUGGUUGAUGCUGCAGCAGCCCGCCCCUGAGGACUUUGUUCUCGCCACGGGAGAGACUCACCCCGUCCGUGAAUUUGUGGAGAAAUCGUUCACUGAAGUGGGGAUUGAGCUCAAGUGGGAAGGAACGGGAGAGGAGGAACACGCGAUCGACGUCAAGACGGGGAAGAGCGUCGUUAAAGUCGACUCUAGAUAUUUCCGUCCCGCCGAAGUCGAGCUCUUGCUCGGCAACCCGGCAAAAGCAGAGCGCGUUCUCGGAUGGAAGCGGAAAGUGGACUUUGACUCUCUCGUUCAUGAGAUGGUGCAAGCUGACCUCAAGGCUGCUGGUAGUUUGGUUGAGGAUCAGAACUAAGUAUUAGCUCGUUUGAACUUUUCUUUCUCUCGUUGGACUUGGAACUGGAACUGGAACUGGACAUGGUUUUCUCCUCUCGAACGAAAUGUACAAAGUACAUAUUGGACAGCUGUAUUUCGAACGAUUGACUGUGUACUUUACUUACUCUACCCCGUAGCACGUCGGGAAAUUCUAUUUCUCGGCCGGGUUCGGCCUGCUCUCC
This is a messenger RNA of Laccaria bicolor S238N-H82, 1258 nucleotides long. RefSeq lists its product as uncharacterized. Gene Ontology annotation, biological process: GDP-mannose metabolic process. Gene Ontology annotation, molecular function: GDP-mannose 4,6-dehydratase activity. The record is from RefSeq and is a predicted model, not a curated record. NCBI's taxonomy places the organism in Eukaryota, Fungi, Basidiomycota, Agaricomycetes, Agaricales, Hydnangiaceae. The transcript is spliced from 6 exons. Bases 1 to 1056 code for a protein of 351 amino acids.